UCGACGGCUUUCAACUCAGCUGCUUCUUGGACAAUCGCUGAUUGUCUCACUGAGGAAAGGCGCCAAUUUUAAUUGGUCAUAUCGAAGGGGAAAAAGAAGAAACUCAUCCUGAAGCUCAUCCACAACUGGUUGCAUUUACUGGAUCAACGUGUAUCCAGCACCACUGGAGGUUGCAGUUUUUCUUCAGGAAAAGAAACAUUUAUACGGUCGCACUAUGAGGGAAAUAAUGAUACUAAUACUCCUAAUCCCUAGCCUCAUUUCCGCUACAUCCUAUUCUAAUACUCCUCUCUCUGACUCGAGCGGAAUCUUUUAUCAAAAAUUAGGAAUAGCAAAAAUUUCCAAUACGGAACUACAUCUUGUGACACAUAUUAAUAUAACCUACCUGUCGCAACUUAAGGCUCUCUUAGAAAACUAUUUAACGAGAUCACAAAAGCUUUGUAAUUUAAUGUUAAAUCGAACGGAAAAUAGCAACAGUGAACAUUUUCGAUGUGAGCAAACCCUUCAAUCUGUUCGAAGUGAAUUAAAAAAUAUAGAGAAUAAGGGAGAAAUACUCAAUGCUUUGACCGGAAUUAGUCACGAAAAUCGCAAACGACGCGGAUUAAUCAACGGUGCUUCUUACAUAUUAAAUUGGUUGAUAGGAACACCAGACGCCGAUGACGCGCAAUACUAUUCCGAAAGCAUUAAGUCUCUUUUAAAUGAUAAUAGGCAAACUCAAGUUCUUCUAAAAUCCCAAAUACAAGUCGUUACGAGCACAAUAAAGAACUUCAAUAAUUCCAUACAGUCUUUAAAACAAACAGAAGAUAUAAUGAAUAGCAAUAUGAAAGCAAUCAAUAAGUACAUGGUAAAAACAGGAAAUCUCAUCUCUGAUCUUUCAAUACAGUCAGUUAUUUUGCAACAAGUUUCCACUCUACUAUCCUUGUGUACUCAAAUCUCUGACUAUUACAACAAAUACAUUGAAGCAAUUAACUUAAGUAAUCAUAAUAUAAUUUCACCGUUUAUAAUAACACCCAAAGACUUUUGCGAAGAAUUAACCAAGUACAGUGGCGAAUUCGAAUUGGUAAUCACGCCAAAUUACAAGAACAUUCAAAAAAUAUAUAAACUAGUUAAGCUUCAGAAUAUAAUGAUGAACGAUCUAGUAGUAUUCAUUGUCAAAAUACCACUCGUGAGGAGGACAACUUUUGAUUUGUAUCAUUUAAUACCAUUACCUAUCCAACAUGAAAACAAUUCAAUCUUUUCAUUCAUCAUACCACGAAAACCAUAUUUACUCCUCUCCCAAUCUAAAUCCCAUUAUACCCUCCUAUCGGAAUUGAAGGAUUGUAACCAGUACCUGGAAGGAAAGUACGUAUGCACCGAUAUACAUACGGCAAAGACUACCGAAGACUCCACAUGUGAAGUACUACUGCUGACAUCACAUAUGGAUCAUCUACCACGGGACUGUUCAACUAAAACGAUACACGCCGAAGUCGAAACAUGGAAAUACGUUUCGAACAACCAAUGGCUCUACGUUUUACAACACCCUACUACUCUGACGAUCAUCUGCGGGGAGGAUAAGGACCACAUGGAAGAUAUCGUCCUUCAAAAAACAGGGAUGCUACAACUGCACAAUAAUUGCAAAGGAUACACCAUGCUGUUCUCACUAGAACCUACUAGCCAGGUGAAUAGAAAUGUAACUCACCUUGUUCCAAGAAUGAACAUAAUAUCGAGUGACUGUUGCAUAUCGGCACCCGACUAUGUUAAACAAGACACACCAACAGCUUUAAAACCGAUCAAACUCGUGAAUAUUGAUUUAAACGAUUUAAAAUAUAACAACAAAAAGCUCAACGAAUUUGACGAGAUGCUAACCCAACGAUUGAAGGAACCGUUUAUCGUCACGCACACAAGCUGGUAUACGAUAAUCUUAUGCGUAAUUGGUGCCAUUCUAUUUUUGAUCAUUUGCGGAAACUGCUGCCAUUGGCUGGGAUGUUGGAGGUUGCUGAAACGACUCUGCUGCUUCACCAGAAGUCCUAACACAGGGGAAAUAAUACCUCCUGUAAUCAAGAAUUUCGUAAAUUGCACCUUUGAUUCAAGUGACCACACGGAACAUCGGGAGCAUUCUACAGAGAUGGUUGUAUACGAGAGGCACGGGGAAAUCCAAGUUUCCACAGAACCAACCAUGGACCAACAUCAGCUACAGCUCACGCCGCUAUCUACAAGAAGAUACAAUCUCCGAUCUAAAAAUGUACCACGAUCUCGAAAAAGCACAACACCUUUAUAACUACAUAUGUAUCAUAAUUAAUAAUCUCUCAAAUGAUAGACUACUCUAACUAUUUAAAUUAA
Osmia bicornis bicornis is the source of this 2316-nucleotide messenger RNA. RefSeq lists its product as uncharacterized. The record is from RefSeq and is a predicted model, not a curated record. NCBI's taxonomy places the organism in Eukaryota, Metazoa, Arthropoda, Insecta, Hymenoptera, Megachilidae. The transcript is spliced from 2 exons. The coding region runs from base 215 to 2254 and encodes 679 amino acids.